Molecule: messenger RNA, 630 nt
Organism: Adineta ricciae
Lineage: Eukaryota; Metazoa; Rotifera; Eurotatoria; Adinetida; Adinetidae
Source: the annotation of a GenBank genome assembly
AUGGCACAAGCUAGACUUUCAUUUUCUCGUUUUCUUUUUUGGUACCACUAUCGUAUAGAUGUUGUUAUUUUGUCCGUACCAGAUCAACAGAUGACUGUUCCCGACGAAGAAUUACUUAUUUCACCGACUCCACAGACGAAUGGAGAGCGGAAAGCGUCUUCUCGACUCCCUGCACCACAACCUAUCCGUAUAGAAUGUCAAGCCGAGCAACGACAUUUUAUCCAUACAAUUCCAGUCAAAAUCAAUGGCCAAACAAAGCCAAUUCGUUUUACAGUCAAUGAUACAACCAAGCCAGGUCAAUUUCGCUCAGAAAUUAUCGUUCAUACCAAUCCGGAUACAGAUUUUUACAUAAAAAAGCUUCGCAUCGCUUACCAUUCUCGCGAUGAUCUGGCAGCAACACCUCCGAAAACGCCGCGAACGUCGUCACGUAGUCAUUCUGUUCAUGCGCCAUCGCACGAAAAGCAUCGUUCACAACCAUCCGGCAAGUCUCGAUCCGUAUCAUUUCCACGCUCAAAUUCGCAAUCUAUCUUACAUCAAUGGAUCGACGAUAUUUGUUCAGAUGAAAAACUCUUAUCUAAUGAUAAUAUUUGCUUUUUUCUGAAAAAUGGCGAAUUUCUCGCUCGAAUCUAA